Molecule: messenger RNA, 483 nt
Organism: Fraxinus pennsylvanica
Lineage: Eukaryota; Viridiplantae; Streptophyta; Magnoliopsida; Lamiales; Oleaceae
Source: the annotation of a GenBank genome assembly
AUGGGAUUGGGAAGACAUAUAAAGGGCAACCAGAAUGUUGCCGAUGGCUGGACUACUUCCCGAUCUUCCGCAGUUGCAGUGGUGGGAAGUGGAUUCAUCGGCAAAGGCAUCACAUUUGAGAACUACGUCGGGCCGAGCAAACACCAAGCGGCGGCGCUAAGGAGCGGCGCAAAUUUCUCCGCCUUUCUACCAAUGCAGCUUCGCGGAUAUCAAGAUACUCUCUACGUCCAUUCCUUCUGCCAAUUCUACCGUGAAUGUGACAUGUACGGCACAAUCGACUACACCUUCGGCAACGCUGCCGUCGUUAUCCAAAACAGCAAUCUAUACGUGCGAAAACCUAACGACCAACAGAGGAACAUAUUCACUGCCCAAGGAAGGGCAGACCAGAACCAAAACUCAGGAAUCUCAAUUCUAAAUUGCAAAGUGGACGCUGCCUCCGAUUUGAUUCCUGUCCAGUCCUCAUUUCGAACCUAUCUCGGUUAG